Gadus macrocephalus (Pacific cod) is the source of this 4751-nucleotide messenger RNA. RefSeq names its product Fli-1 proto-oncogene, ETS transcription factor (gene fli1). Gene Ontology annotation, cellular component: nucleus. Gene Ontology annotation, biological process: regulation of transcription by RNA polymerase II; cell differentiation. The record is from RefSeq and is a predicted model, not a curated record. Gene Ontology annotation, molecular function: sequence-specific DNA binding; DNA-binding transcription factor activity, RNA polymerase II-specific. NCBI's taxonomy places the organism in Eukaryota, Metazoa, Chordata, Actinopteri, Gadiformes, Gadidae.
AGGCCUAAUUAAAGUGUCCGGCCGCAGCUAGAUGCGCAUCAAUAGAGCGCAUUCAUCUCGUGUUAGAAUACGUGGAGUGAACAAUCUCCACAGCACCACACACUCCUGCCAAAGAACAGCUCAAGUUAAAAAGAAAAAAAAGAAAAAGGAGCACAACACACAGGCAGCACAGCGGGCUGCAUCAAUGCGUUUCUGCACAACGCAGCCAGCCAUCCUGUAAAUAUUUCCGAGGAAAAACAAAACAGUGAAGCUGGGUGCGCAAUUGUUUUCCCCGUCUUAUCUCUGCGGGACAGUAUCCUGCUGGUGGGUGCCGCCGUGGUGAAGGCAGGGCUUUCAGUGACACACAGCUUCCUUCUCCACAGCGGUGACUUCACUUCCCAAAUUUAGAAGGAAAAAAAAACCAUCCGGUAAACUGUCUCUUUCUCCGCGCGACAUACCGGGGACUGGGAUUAAUGCAGGAGUGUGUCAUGUAUGGAAUAUUGUCGGGGUCCACUGAAAAUUGCGCAAAAUGGACGGAACUAUUAAGGAGGCGCUAUCAGUGGUGAGUGAAGACCAGUCGUUAUUCGAGCCACCGUACGCUGCUGCCGCCCCCCUCCCCAAGACAGACAUGACCGCAUCUGGAACACAGGACUAUGGCCAGACCCACAAAAUCAACCCCUUGCCCCCGCAGCAAGAGUGGAUCAACCAGCCAGUCCGAGUCAACGUCAAGCGGGAAUAUGAGCACAUGAAUGGAUCCAGAGAGUCCCCAGUGGACUGCAGUGUAGGUAAAUGCAAUAAGUUAGUUGGGGUCAAUGACAUAUCUCAGAUGAACUACGGAAACUACAUGGAUGAGAAGAACGCCCCGCCUCCCAACAUGACGACCAAUGAGAGGAGGGUCAUUGUUCCCGCCGACCCAUCAUUAUGGUCUCAGGACCAUGUUCGCCAGUGGCUGGAGUGGGCCAUCAAGGAGUACGGGCUGCUGGAGAUGGACACGGCCAUGUUUCAGAACACGGACGGCAAAGAGCUGUGCAAGAUGAGCAAGGAGGACUUCCUGAGACUCACCACCAUGUACAACGCCGAAGUGCUGCUCUCACAUCUCAAUUACCUCAGGGAAAGCUCUCUCUCUCUCUCUCUCUCUCUCUCUCUCUCUCUCUCUCUCUCUCCACUUUCUCUCUCUCUCCCAGACACCUCAUAUGAUGCUGUACGGCGAACAGGAUGGUCAAACAAUAUGCACAGUGGAAAAGGCUCGCCAGUCGUCAGCCAGAACGGGUCCAACAAGACUGCAGAGCAGCCCAGAGCUCAGCCAGAUCCUUACCAGAUUCUCGGGCCUACCAGUAGUCGCCUUGCCAAUCCAGGCUCCGGCCAGAUCCAGCUGUGGCAGUUCCUCCUGGAGCUGCUGUCGGACAGCGCCAACGCGGGCUGCAUCACCUGGGAGGGCACCAACGGGGAGUUCAAGAUGACGGACCCCGACGAGGUGGCGCGGCGCUGGGGCGAGCGCAAGAGCAAGCCCAACAUGAACUACGACAAGCUGAGCCGCGCGCUGCGCUACUACUACGACAAGAACAUCAUGACCAAGGUGCACGGCAAGCGCUACGCCUACAAGUUCGACUUCCACGGCAUCGCCCAGGCCCUGCAGCCGCACCCCACCGAGUCGUCCAUGUACAAGUACCCCGCGGACCUGGCCUACGUGCCCUCCUACCACGCCCACCAGCAGAAGGUCAACUUUGUGUCCCAGCACCCGCCUCCCAUGCCCGUCAGCUCCUCCAACUUCUUCGGACCCAGCGCCCCCUACUGGAGCUCGCCCACGGCGGGGAUCUACCCCAACCCCAACGUGCCGCGCCACCCCAACUCCCACGUCCCGUCCCACCUGGGAAGUUACUACUAAAGCCCCCCCCCGCCCAAAAAAUAAACCUUCUAAUCCUGACCCACAAGUGUUCUGCAAUAGUCCUUGUCGCCUUAGCCCCUCCCCCACCCCCCCUCCCCGCUCAUGGUUUUCUACGAUGAACGUUCCAUGUUCACUGACCUGCACUCAAAUGACAACAGAACCAACGACGCCUUUUACCCCUAGAUGCACGGCCAGUGGGCUCUGCAGAAAGUCUGCUUCCAAACGGCUUCAUGAAGGAAGAUUUUGGAGGAUUGAAGGAUUAUUUUAUAUAUAUAUAUGUAUAUAUACAUAUAUAUAUAUAUAUAUACAAUCUAUAUACACAUUUAUGUGUAGAAAUAAAAAAAGAAAUAACUGGAUGUUAUGGUCCAAAAAAAUGGAAUACUACUUAACCUUAUGAGACUCGCAAAUGUUUCCAUGUUUGUUUCUACCUUGGACGUGAGUCUGUGUUUCCUGUGCCUUUCUCCUUCCCUGUCUUUUUCGGGGAAAGAGGCACAGAUGGGACCCAUAAGUGUCCCGUCCAGACCCAACUCUCACAGACACCCACUCGUACCUAUACCCUACCCCACGGGGAGAGAGAGCAUCCAGAGGCCUGCUCCCUCACCUCCACUCCCCCCCACCCCACCCCCCCUGCGCUUGACCCACCGCUAGCAGACAUGAGCCUAGUCUUCACGGCUCUUAAUCGACAUCUCCCUCAGUACAUUCAUGUAUAGUAUGCAUGUGCAUAGCUGCCUAUUUUAUACUUUCAUCCUAAGAUAGUCAUGUUGCUGGUUUCCUUGCAACUGGCUGGACAACCCACCCACCCCCCAUCCCUCCCCCCCCCCCCCCACCCCAAUGUCUCUACCUGCUUCUCUCUCCAUCUCCCAGGUCCCCUUUAUGUAUGUGUGGAGUCCUUUGAAUCUCGUUGACUUUUCUCAGCACUGAAUGACAUUUUGGCAACAAAUAUGUGAUGUAACCGUUUAUCUUAUCCUCCAAACUGGAAAGCUAGAGAAGAGUUAAAUGCCAAAGACAGAAGCGCUGUAUGUUUUGCCGGCCGGGUUCACUUACUUUUGUCGUAAUCCUUUUAAAUACUUUGUUUGCUCUAGCAUGUCUGGAUUAUAUGACGGCGAUGUAUUUUAUUUGUUUUUCAUUUGUUUUCUGGGCUGGGCCUUUGGUUCCCUUUCGCUGGAGAAGCUCAUUCACAAAGUAAGUGAAGCAAUUUGUUAGAGAAAUUCAUCCCAGGUCUGAUGUUUCCAGCGAGGCCCCACACACCAAGGCUGUUCAAAUGUGGACGCGUUGUUUGUCUUCCAAGCGAGUCAUUCCCAGAGGGUUGGCUUAUGAACUAAGUAAGUAUUAAUGUGAAUGUGUUGGGGUUUGCUUGUGAAACAUUUGGAAUGGAGUGCCAAGAAGCAAAAUGAAAAGGUUGUCAGAUGUUUUCAUUCUCUCACCAGCAAGUCAAGAGUAGGUUAUUUUGCACUCAGGGCCUUUCAUCUGGAAUUCAAAAUAAAGUGUAGAUUUAAUGUAUACACUUGCAACUUUGGUGCAUUUAAUCCCAAGUGCCUUAACAUACGAUUCCAUCAUUACUUUGUGAACUGGUCCCUGUAGACCGUGACGAUGUAGAAAUCUACCAUAUCUAGCCUAUUUUAUCUGGCCCUGAAUCUGUCAACGUUGGGUUUUGAAGUGCACUUUGACAGCCACAGUUAUCAUCAUUGCUUCCCUCCUCUAUUCCGGGCCGGUCGGUGGUCACCCAUCAUGACUCCGUUUCCAUUCCACCAGGGCAUGAGCUUGGUUUGAGAGCAGGAAUUUGCUACCUAUUUUAAGUUCCUCACUGAUCAGCAAGAUGCACGUGUCUCAAGUCAGGAUUUGACCCUAAUCCAUCAUCAGGUGAUUUUUUUUGUUAUUUUUCGAUGGCAAAGUAUUUCUUUUGAAAUAUCUGAAAAUGGACACUUGAACAAUGAAUUGCUUAGGAAUGAGUCGUUUGUCAAAGAACCAAACAAAUUAAGUAUGACAAGAUGAAACAAAGAAAUCCUCAGAUUCGCGAACGCUGUGCGUUUGUCAGACCUAUGUUCUAUUAUUUUGUAAGCAUCAUUCAACUAGGCAUUAAAGCAACUUACUGUAUAAAUUAUGCAGAGUUAUUUUCAUAUGUGACACAGUAUAAAGAAAAAUCAAGAGAAUUAAUACGAGUUGACCUCGGUCAAAAAUGCAAACCUUUUGAGUCCAUUUCUGCUACGUAGUUUGUUCAACAUUUUAUAUCUGUACAUUUGGGCAAUACAUUUUUACUUUAAUGUUUCAUGUGAUUUUUAUUAUUUUCGAAAUUUGAUUUGUAACGUGCUCCGUGCCUUGAAGUGCACAAGAUUUGUUUCUUUUUGUUGUUGCUAAUACCACAGAUGCCUGCUUCUUAUUUCAAAAGCCAAUUUAAGGGAAAUUAUGUUUAACUCUGUAAUCUUCAUAUAUUGAUUGUGGUUCAUUUUCAUUUUGAAAUCACUUCUCAUGCACAAUAACCCAUAGAUUUGGCAGCUUUCCAUGUGCCUUACAAUCUGCUCAACAAAAUAUGCAAAACAUUACCAACAAUGUUAAUCAGCUUUUCUUUAAGUUCCAUAGCUUUAGACAAGUCAAUCGGAAGGGAACAUGUAAUUUGUAGCAUUUUUUAGAAUUUAUUCUAAAUCUGUACCCAUUCAUGUGUCUAAAAAUAAUUAUUGAAAAGGGAACCGUGCUACUUAUUAUAUGCAAUGUAUUUUGGAGAUCAAAUAUAUAUAUACAUAUAUAUAUAUAUGUAUAAUUUACAAUUAACCAAUGUAUUAUUAUUAUUAUUAUUAUUUUUAUUUCUGCAAUCUAUUAAGUAAUACCUUUUGAAAAAGGGCUUUUGUAUAGGAAAAAUGUGACCAAAUAAAUGUUUUUACCUCUCAAAGUA